UUAAUAGUACAGAUUUUCGUCCCAAGUAUUAUUUUUGAACAAUUACAAAAUAUUUGGCGCGUAACCUGAAUGAUGCCUGUUUAUUAAUCCCGGAUAACAUAAUUAUUAGCGAGGUGUGUCGUUACACCCUUCUGGUCAAACCACCUCAGGCUCGGUGGGUGAGGGUUUAUUUUUCUCAGCGCUGUAAUCGCUGUGCAGAUUUCGAACCCCUGAUCGGCGAAGUUUAAAAAAAUAUGCGGCUUAAACCGCGCGAAAUCGGGAGCUGGUUUGUCGCUUUGGGUCUUUUGGAACAGCGGCAAAAAGCUGCCGAUCAUGAGUUUGACAGCUAUCUGCGGGAUAUUUUGAAAGACGGCUCAAUACUCUGCCGUUUGGUGAAUCGGUUGAAGCCAGGGACAAUAAACAAGGUGAGAGAGGGACUAUUUAUCAACAGCAAUGAGAUCUGUUUCGGUAUUUUGUCAUGUAAAUGAGCGUGGUCAAUUUCACAAUUUUUCCGCUGGUCGUUCUCGUCGUAGAUCUACCAGGAACCACUUUCCGAAGAGGAGCGCUUGGAGAACUUCAGCUCAUUUCUGAUCGCCUGCCAAGAUCUGCAACUGAAAGACAACGAGGUUUGAUACCGAAAAUGAAUAAUUUCCUCACAUUAUGACUAUUUUAAAUAAACAUCAGCGUUCCGAUAUUAAAAUUUCAUGCCCUCUCUGAGCACGCUCAGCAAGUCGAAAUUAACAUACGCCAUGUUUUUGUGUGUAUAGAUUUUCACUCCGAACGAUCUCGACUCUGAAGAAGGGUUCCUUCGUGUUCUACGGACUCUUGACUGCCUUGAAAAUGUGGCCAACGGUACGUGAUCUGUAAAGUUAUCUCUUUCUCACUCAGACUCUCCCUAAGGCUAAAUAUAUUUUCUGUCAACUUUCAUUGAUUGAUUGUCAUGUGCUAUGUACGAACAAAGCGCUCGAUCGUGACAUUAGGUUCAGCUCUCAGCAUAAAUUCUGAUUCGAAACUGAUAGAUUUGUACAACUAGCUUUUAGAGCGUGUUUAUAGAGAUUGGUUCCUGUUUGUUGUUGCAUGAAAGCUACGGGGUUCCUUGUCCGCCUCGCACGCUCAAACUUUUGGAUCAGUUUGAUCUGUUGUGGUUGUUCGCGAAUUUUCUCAAAGGUAGGCACGAGCACACACUUGUUUACUGUUGUUUGGCGUCAAGGCUUGGGUUUUACUGCCAUAAAUUAUGACAGUUAGGGGUAUGACGUGCUUACCUUUCAGUGUUCUACUUGCAAAGUGAAUCGAAGCGAUAUUUUAGUACUUAUUUAUUGUAUUUAUAACGAGUUUUUGUUCCACUGGCAAACAACAGUUGGCUUUUCACGAUUUUGUAACAGGAAGAAGAAGUAAUAGGGUUGACUAUAGACGAAAAGUUACUUUUGCUGAUUGCAAAGGUAACUUGUUUCGAAAUACGUGAUAUGAUGAGGCGUGAACAAUUUUCAAGCUUGAGAUUCACUACUUUUUACGUCGAGCGAUCGUGAAUUUGUCAAACUCUCAUGAUUUUCCGAAAGGAAGUGAACUGAUAUUCAAGGAAAAUCCGUAUUUGGUAAUUACGCUUUUGUUUUGCGACAGAAGAAGUUUUGAAUUUCAUAUACAUAUUAAUACUCGUGCAUGAAUGGGAAGUGAAACUGACCGAACCUUCCAACACACUUGAUUCAGUAUUUCACUUUGACACAAGCUUUUUAAAACCUUGAUCGAUGUUUGAAUUCAAUUCGUCAUCUGCAAAUCAACGUGAAAGCCUACAGCGAUUUAUCCAUAGAGAAAAGUUUACUUCUAUGCUUCGGAAAGUCAAGGCUACACUUCGUAAGUUGACCAAAGAAAAAUAUUAUCGAUACUGCACACUUGUCUUCCGUGGUUACACAUCAGAUUUUAUCACUCACUUUUCAUAAUUCUUCAGUGAUCUUUAGAUAGCUAUUAGGAAUUGACAACAAAAUAAUUUUUGAACCUUUCCACUCAGCUAACUCAUAAAUUUAACGUGGUCGUCUAUUGUUCUGAACAAAAGAACUUGAGGUAUAUCUCAUUCUGUACAAUUGAAGUUUACUGCCAGCACUCUUACCCAACAUUGUUUUAGUGUGUGAUGUGUGUGAUGUGGACUUGAGAGAGAAUUGUCCUUGGCUAAUCCCCAGCAUUUUCUUUUUGAUAUGAGAAUUUGGUAUUAUAUCAAGACAACUUUAACAUCAUCAAGAUAACUUUGGUUUUCAGGAGCAUUAACCCCUUGCUCCGACCAAGGGCUAAUGCUCAAAACAUCAGCUUUGAUAAUCUUUAUGGUAACCAAUUUACAUUAUCAACUCAGUUGAUAAAUUCAAAGUUAUCUUGUUAUACUCCCCCCAGGAAGUAGCACAACAGUUUCUUUAGAAACUUACCCCCUUUAAUCAUUUAAAAUAAUCAGUUAAAUUUUGAAAUUGAUAAUGUAAGUUGUUUUAAGCAUUAGCCCCUCUUCAGCUUCAGCCCUGUACUUGUAGGAAAGGUAAUACCUAUUUAGGUAGGCCAAAAUGAAUUACUUUGGUUGAUGAAAAAAAACAAUCUUAAUGGGGGUGACACAAUUGCUGGUGAUCCAGAAGUUUUUAUUGUGACACACAAACAAAGAAGUGUUUAUAUAAGAUUCUUACUGAACAGAGAAAAACAGUUCUUCAAUCUUCAUUGCUGAACAAUUAUUCAACAAAGUGGAGGUAAAAAGCCACCAUUUUCACCUACACAGAGGUUAAUAUUGUUUUAGUGAAUACCAUACAGAAACCAAAAAAUAAGUUUAUUUUUGUCAAUAGUGAAAAAAUGUUUGGAAAAAUCUUAGAAGAAUGGCAUUGUCAAAGAGGUCUAAUAAACUGUGAGAAAUGACCCUUUUAACCAUUUUUGAUGUUACUAUAUUCAGGAUAUGGCAUGGGAAAGCAGUUUACUCAUCAUGAAGUAACCACUAUUGAUUCAGCACAAGAGUCAGAAAAAGAAGUUGUUGACGACACAAGACACCUUGUAAGUACAGAGAGGAUGAGUGAUUAAAAUUAAUACAUAUUUUUUUGUGAGUGUAGUAAUGGUCCAACACAAGCCAGAGAUAUUUAACCUUUUACUAGUUGUUUUUAAGCUUUUUUAAGUACCUUUGAAAAUGUAACUUAGUUUUACAUAGUCUUACAAGCAUUAGUGAUCCAAUGCACUGAGAGCUUGCCCUAAUAAAAAUCAGGUAAAAAAGGGUAUUUGCAGUUAUCAGUUACAUUAAUCAAUAGAACUUUCAUUCAGAUAGUAUCUGAAUUCUCCAAAAUAAUUUGUUUGUUGUUAAACUCUGAGCAAAUUUUUAACUUAUUUGCUCGCCAAACCAUUGCUUAUGUUUUUUCAAAAGUAUGCGCAGGCUUCUUCUGUCAGAUCAUGACAGAUACUUAUAAAAAAAAUAUUUCAAAGUUUGUUUGUUUUUAUGCAAAUAGAAAUGUUUCAGUUGAGCCUCUCUUUUUGAUUUGUAUUACCUCUGUUUUUUCUACCUUCUACUUGCUCAAAAAUUGUUCCAUUUCUGGAGGAUCUUGUGGUAAUUACAGCCCUAAGUUAUUCAGGUUCUUUUGGAAAACAUUUCUUUUGCUUUAGAAAAAAAAAGUUAUUCACCAGCCUAGGUCGGUCAGUAUCAAUUGGCAAAACUGUGCCCUCUGUCUUGCAUAUGGCCUUGGGUGGUAUCCAAGACCUCAGGCACAGUAUUUACCCAGUACUGACCUCCUGGCUGGUGAAUAACAUACAUAUAUUUUCUGGAAUAGAGAUGCACUAGCAGAGUAAAGUGUCCUGCCCAAGAGUACCACUCGUAAAUGAACCUGGACAUCUUUAUCUAGUCCAGUCUAAAAACCAUAUGUUGUACCUGAAUGUGUAGUUUAACAAGUGGGCCAUGCCUAGGAACUUGGGAUAAUCUAAAAGGGGCAUUCUGAAAAUGUUUCUAUUUGACCUAGGAAAUGACAGAUUAUGGAGUUGAUAUCCACCUUGUAAAAGCAGCCUUUCCAUUCAAUGGAAGAGAUGAAGAUGAGGUGAGAGAGGAUUUUUAGUAACAAAUGUAUUUAAAGGGGGCACCACAGGAAAGUUUUUUUUGGGCCCUUCAAAUCCAGACCCGGUCAUGCAGAUUGUGUUAUUUUAUGGAGACAGUGUAGCUGUGUUCAAGCCCUCCACUGUGCUACUCUCUGUAUUUGUUUGCAAUUGCCCGGAAUUCUACUCCUUUGGCUGCACUUUGUUUAUAGCCAACUGGUCUACCUCCUGCCAGUUGGGACUUUAAAAUGCUAUGUGUAUUCAUUCAUUUAUUCAUUCAUUCAUUUUGGUCAUGGAAGGCUCCAAUGGGAUGGUGGUCAAUUAAGUAUACAUAAUGUACAUACACUGUACAUAUAUUACAUUACAAUGUUAUCUCAAAAUAUAAGGCUAUAGAUAUCGCUGAUCCUAGCAGUAUGCAGGACGUGUGUCAUAUAUGAACUUUGUAAUGGGUCUGGCUCACCACAGAGUCCCUGUGGCUCAUGGGCCUGGGGCACCAUAGACCCUGUGGCUUAUGGGCCUGGGUUACCAUAGAGUCCCUGUGGCUCAUGGGCCUGGCUCACCAUAGAGUCCUUGUGGCUCAUGGGCCUGGGUCACCAUAGAGUCCCUGUGGCUCAUGGGCCUGGGUCGCCAUAGAGUCCCUGUGGCUCAGAGGUAGAGAAUGCAAGUGUAGAAUCCAAAGAUCUGAGGCUCAAUUUCUCAUGGUGACUCAGAAUUUUUUCUUUGUCCCACACUCAUGACAAGACAGAGAACAUCUCUCUCUAUUUCUUUACAAAGCUCAAAACUUACCACCUCUCUUUUUCUAUAUACUGUACAUGCCUGUACAUAUUUUUUGAUCCACUUGUGAAGCAGAGGGAGAAGUAAUUGUUGCAUCAAAAGUCAAUUAGGUCCUCUUUCUGCACAAUUUGUUAGUUGUAGCUGUAGUAGUUGAUCAUAGUUUGAGGUUUAACUUGAGCACUGACAUUCUCAUUUUUCCCAGCUCUGUUUUGAGAGAGGAGAUAUUCUGGAAGUUACAAAGGUUGGUAAUAAGACAGUCAUUGAUCUAAAAAAUUAUUUUGCAUAUUUAACUUUAAACUUGAUGAUACUUCACUUUUCUAAGAUGUUAUUUUUGUAAUAUUGAGGCCAAGGCUAGAUUUUACAAGAGUGGCCAUCUGCUUGGUUAUUUGCAGUGUUUUCAGAUCCCUUGUACUGUAUCUUCAGUCUAGUAAAACUAGAAAAAGUUACCUACAAUCCAAUUCUGAUUUGAAAAUUUAAAAUUAAGAUUCAGUACCAUUCCUUUUGUCUACAAUUUGAUGAUUAGAUGCUCAAAGAGUAAAAAAGUUAAUUUUUCAGAAAAGGCUUUUGAACAAAGGAAUAGAGAAACCUGGAUUAAAAUUUAUUCCUGGGCUAGUGCUAAUCCCACUUCGAACUACCAGGCCCAGGAGUAUAAAUGGGUAGCGGCAAAUUGUCAGGGAAGCCUGAUGAAAUGCAGGGGGUAACCUGGUAAUUGUCUAGGAUCCCAUCUAGGGGGGGUUAUGAUACUCCUAGUUGCUUCAUACUAAGGAAACUGAGAUAAGCUCUGGUUGGGCAGGCCUCUUGGUUUGAGUACAGACUUAAGUUUCUGUCUAUUUUAUUACCAAGCUCAAAAUUUAUCAUCUUUCUUAUCCCCUUUGUGCACCUGAUGCAGUACUCAGGACACAUGUCACAUAUGAACCUUAUAACAACUUAUCUUACUUUGGAGUCUCUGUGGCUCAGUGGAAGGGCAUGACAGCACAAAAUUCAUAGGUCUGAGGUUGGACUGCUCACAAGGACUCCAGAUUUCUUCAUUGUCCCAUGCUGUUGUAUGUUAUCAUCCAUAACAAGCAUUGUGUCUGUUGUAUCCUGUUUCCUUGCAGGCUGUAGAUGGAGGAUGGUGGGAAGGAACCCUAAAUGGCAAAGUUGGAUGGUUUCCUAGCAACUAUGUGAAAGAAAUAUCAGCAAGUAAGUGGCUCAUGGUGUUAUUAUUAUGGGUACCUGCACCCUUAACCCUUUUGAGUUAAGAUACAUGAAAGGCAUUUCCACCCAUCCUGAAAUGGGAAAGGUAAAACAAUAUUAGGGAGAUGAGACAAGAUAGCAUUUCAUCCCUGGUUUGCCACACUUUUUCGCAUUUUUCUGAAUGUCAAUUGGCAUCCAUUUAUUGUCAAGAAGGUGGAGAGACUCUUUGUGCAAAAAGCCUUUUUGAAUAACUUGACAAAUCUAUCUUAUGACUGACCCUUCCUAUCCUUUUAUUAAGAACCCCUAUUAGGGACCACCUUCUGUAAGGUCAUGAGAACUAGUUUAAUGAUCGCCAACUAAAGAAACUUUUGAUUAUUGGUCAAAUUCUCCUUGCCAGUAAAACAGGAAAUAAAUUGAAAACAGUAUGGAGAAUAUGCAUAUUGAUAGCACUGGACCCUUUGAUUUGGAGUCCAUGCAGAUGGACCUCAACAAUCCCUAUAACUGACUUGUGGUUAUAUAUUAUUAAAUGCAUUUAAUGAUCAAAAAAUAUUUCUUCAUUAACAUCCAGGUCCUGAACCUACAACACCAGUCACUCCUCAGCCAUCAUCAUCAUCAUCAACAAGCAGAAGGGAAAGUGCAAGGGUCUACCAUAACUUGGUGAGAUUUGCAUUUAUUUUACCAUACUUGUGCUUUUACUCAUUUUACUCAUUGUGCUUUUUACUCAUUAUCUGUUUUAUUAAAUUUAUUAUAAUUUUUUUGAAACAUAACUUUAUUUCUGUGUUCAUUUCUCCUAUGUCUCACACAGGUUGUUCAAAACAUAUUGGAUACUGAGAGAGCUCAUGUUAGUGAACUACAGGUAAGUUUCAAUCAUCAACUAUUUUUUUGUCAUCUAGUUUACAUUAAAAAAUGUACAUGAUUAACAUUAUGAAGAUGAAAAUUAUGAAAUUUCUUAAAUUUGGAUUGUGACUACUGUGGGGUUGCAACAAAUUAGACAUGUUAUGCAGUUGGUAAUCAGUAUUUUUAAAAUUAGUUAUGUGUAGUUGAAGUGAUCCAAGAAAAAGAAGUCACACUGUGAUACUGUUUGGUAAUUAAUUUUUAAUAAUGUUUUGAAUUCUCCUAAGCUUGGAUGAUCACUUUUUUUGUUUACAGGCUUUAUUACAAAAUUACUUAAAACCCUUACAGGCUUCAAACACGUAAGUUUGUGUAUUGUAUCAUGUGAUUAAUUUAAGUAUUUGUAAUUAUAAUUAUAUUAUUUAUUAUAACAGCUCUUGUUAGGCAUUAUAGUGGUAGCUUAUCAACCGGAGAUAAAACUGUUUUUUUACAUGAAACCUCACAUUUACUUAGAGGAGCACUGCUCGUAAUGCUCUAAUGAGGGUUAGGCACACUUAUCAAACAACUUCUCCAUAACCAUCUCAGCUGUCAUGUUGUCCAUGAAUACAUUUCACCAAAACAACUGCAAUUCCUUGGAAUGAAAGGCAGUUGUAGGUGGUCUGAAAAAUGGCCCAUGAUAAAAUGAUGUAGCUUCUUGAAUCCUAAAUAGCUGAUGUUCAUUUUUCUCUUGUUUAAACAUCAGAUUACCAGCACAAGACAUGAAGGUUCUUGCAGGAAACUUUGAGGAGAUCGUCCAGUUUCAGCAGAUGUUUUUCAAUAUCAUGGAUGAAUGUGCACAGUAAGAAAUUAAUUUUGUUUUAUAUGGGUCAUCAUACCCUCUAUACCCUGGUUAGGAAUACGUUUUUCCCAGUGGUGGGGUUGGCCUCUGGUCAGCUAAACCCUUAAACUCCCAGAAGUGAUUAAGGUGUAACUUCUCCCUGCAAUAUCUAUACAUUAUUCAGCAAACAGGUAAUGAGAAUACUCAAAGCUAUCAGGUAUAAGUUGUCAUCUUGAUCUAACAAUAAAUUCUUGUGACUAAUUAGCCAGGAAAUGUGUAGUAGCUAGAGAGGAGAAUUAAUGAUCAGAUGUUGGGAGUCAAAGGGUUAACUCUUGAACUAUCAGAAGUUAGUUAAAUUCAAUCUCUCCUUUCAAAAUCAAAACAUUAUCCUAGGAAAAGUUAGAAAGAAUGGGAAGAUGUAUUAGUCAGAAGUUAGAUUUGUAAUCUUGGUGUAACAUUGAGUUUCCACGGAUAUUUGCUCAGAUAAUUGCAUAAUUUCUGGUGCAAUUUUGAUGGAAUAAUCAAGGGUAAUUUUUUCCAAUGACCAACAAUAUUGCACAAGCCCAAAGGGCAAGUUGAAUUUUUUUUAGUCUUAAGAGAAAUUUACAAGUGCUUAUUUACUCUAAAUUUCACAAGAAAAAUAGUAUGAUGACAUAUUAAUAUCAUAUACUCAAUCAGGAAUUAAUGUUUUACUAUUCAUUACUAUUUAUUUACUUACUUGCUUUGCCUCAGACUUCCCUUACCUCAACAAAGAAUGGGGGCUAGCUACUUGCAGAUUGCUCCUCAGGUAAGCAGAGUCAGCAACAGUUUUUGCUUUUGAAUGGUUUUUUUGUGGGAUCGCCUGUUGCUGAUCUCAACUCUGGUUUAGGUUCAAAGCAGGAUGACACAAGUUCAUUCAUUUCCUCCUUCCUGCUACUGCAUAGACCCAGCCAAAUAUUUUGUGUGAAGUCUGUUUUUGUCUUGACAUACAUGAUUUUCUACUUCCUUUGUGGAUUUUAACCCUUUAACCGCACACAUACGAGAAUAAAGGAGAUGAUCACAGACUAAAGAAGCUCUUGGCUGAUUAGACAAAUUCUCCUUGUCAGCACCUCAGGAAAUUUACAGAGAGCAGUAUAGAGAGUAUGCAUACUGAUAUUAGGGUGUAAAGGGGCUAACCUUAAGCAAGACCCUAGAUGGUCCCUGUCUGUUAGCCAUAAAAAUCCUUUCAAAGUGAUGUAUUUUAUUCAGUAUUGGUGUACAUGCAAUUUCAGAUAAGGAUUGUUAACAUUGUUUUUAUUCAUUUACUUUCCAAAAUAACAGAUGAAGGAAUUGUAUCUGAUGUAUUGUGCAAACCACCCUAGAGCAGUUGAGGUCUUAACAAAAUACAGGUAACUUUAAACAGUUAUUAAUACUUUUAUACACAGGUAUUAUUGUUCAAUCUAACAUUAAAUGCGUCAAACAUUAUUCUGGCAAGAUGAACUGAUAAAGUCAUUAAACAGUCCAUCUUUGUCUUGGUAUUUCCAAGACUGGUCAGGCUAGGACAUUUUUCAUUUGAACUCUAAGGGCAGGUUAUGUAAACUAAGUUUUGCCAUUGUUUAACAAAACUGUGUUCUAAACCAUCUUGAAAUUUGGUCCAUCUUUCAUCUAAACAUUUAUUUUCUGAACAGUGUCAAGGGGGCCAAAAGUUAGUUGUGGAAGGACAUUUAUUUAAUGAAAACAACCCUCUCAUAGAAAAUACUCAAGGUUCCCUGCUAGUGUAAAACCAUGGCCCUAAAAUGUUGGAAGCUUAAUAAAGUUUUGACUGUUGUUUACUGCUUUGCAGUGAUGAGCUAUCAGCCUUUAUUGAAAGCAAAGGAGCACCAGCACCUGGAAUACUAACUUUGACGACAAGCCUCAGCAAUGUGAGUUCAAAUUUAUGGUGGAACUUCACUUAAUAACACUGUCUUGAGGGAAAUGAAAAGCAGUUUGAGAUGUGCGAGAAAUUCAUACCUCAAGAAAAAUAGCUUUAAGUUUGAUUUAUUGCAGCUGACUUACACUGUCUUGCUUCAAGUUGGCAAAUUGAAAAAAUGAAUUUUUUUAAGAAAAUUUUGUAUGAAUUAAUGUUUGAUUUGAAAACAGUAGAUUGACCACCAGAAUUGGAUUUUAAUUUACAAGUUUCUGUAACUACACAACUUCAUUUUUUUGACCAUCCAGCCCAGGAAAAAAAAAAUUGUCAUUGUUAUUAUCAUUGUUAUAAUUACUACUAUCAUUGUUGUUGAUGGUUUUAUUAUUAACAUUUUUAUCAUUGAGAGGUGUGACAUUAGACAAGAAAGAUUAUUGUUAGCUUCAACAGUUUCUCGUUUAAAGUAACCAAUUUUAAUGUUUUUUUUUUCUCAGAAAAUUCCAGUUUCUCUUUUAAAUUCGUGAACUUUCAGUUUUUAUGGAUCUUAAUUAUUCACAUGGCUUCCUUGUUUUUUUUUUCAUUUUCUCACAGUUAUAAAGCUGUUGUUAUUUUAACCUAAGAGGUCAUUGUUUCGAUUCUUAUCAGAGGAUUUUAACCAAAAUCCCUCUUUUUUGAUUAAAAAUUCCAAUGCAUCACUUGAUAAAAUUAGUCUUCGUUAAUUUUGCUUUAAAACUAACUUUCCUCAUGUUUUCCCUGACAAAAUAAACCAUAUUUGAAAAUUUGGCUGUGUGUUUUAAAACCAAAAAGACAAAUACUGUGAACCAAAGAUUAUAAUAUUGAACUUUUAUUGUGCUGUGAUUUAUUAAUUAAUAUUAAUUACAAACAAUUUUUUCACCCUCUAUGCAUCAAAAUAAAUUGAGGUGAUUUAUUUAUCAUCAGCCUUUUAGACAUCUUGGCAAGUACCCAAAUCAUAUGAAAGAACUGGAGCGCCAUCUUGAGGUAAUGGGUUUACAACAAAUGCUAUUAGUAUUAACAUUGUCAGGUGAAAGUAUUGCUGCAGAUCACAGGACAAGGUUUUUGUUCAGAUAAGAAAUUGCAGAAGAAUUUUGUAAAGAAACAGCUCAAUAAUCCUUAUAUCUGAAGUGAAACAAAGAUUUAUUACAUCAUCAAAAUUAGGUAAAAAAAUUUUUCACAAUAGCACCCUGGCUGUGGAAUGGAAGGGUGGAAGGUUCAUAUUUAUUUAAUUUUAAUUGAAAAAGAAUAGUUUUGAAAUGCAUCUCCAAUUUUUUUUCCUUAUUUUACCCCUGGAAUUAUUUUUGUAGGUUUUAUGUCAUAGGAGACUCUGGUUGACAAAAUAUAACCAGAAUUACCAAUGUUAUUCUUUUUUUAGUUAUUUAAUUUGGAUAAUUUAUUUUUUUAAGAUCAAGCAUGUGUUUCUUUCAGAAGGAAAUCCUAUUGUUUUUUCCAUUGAUUGUCAAAGAAUUAUUAUGGCAACCUUUUUUAAAUCAAUGGAAGAUUCUGGACAGUUAUUUUUAAGUUCAUGAUUAAUUUUAUUUUUGGAAACAUGACUAGGAAUUUUUACUCUGAUUGCUUUUCUUUUCAAAGGAGGGACAUGUAGAUGAACUGGAUACUAAAAAGGCCAUUGCUGUGUUUCAGAACUUGACUGUGAGUAUUAGUAGCACUAGGCCAUAUAAAUUUAGCUGUAAAUAUAUUCACAGCAAUAGCCAGCUGGUUUUUGAAAUGGGCUACAUAUGAGAUCUUAUUAUCUGAUUUGUAAUUCUCUGCUAAUUUCUUUGUCAUUUAGCUAGAAGAAUUAAAAUAUUUAUCAUUAUGACAGAAAACAUAUGUGAAAAAUCUGUCCUUCCUCACUGCUUGCAUGCUGGAUAAUGUUUUGAAAUUGCAGUUGUGAGGACAGGUUACAUGUUAAUUAUGUUUGGUAGUUUGGAGGGUGAAUCUUUGACAAGGAAACAAAUUCAGGACACAGAAGCUACAAAAUGAGCACAAUUAGGCAGAAGUUGACAAGACUAAAAGCAGAGAUUAUGUUGGGGCAAACUUGAAAAACAUUAGCUCAACACAUUUCAGUGUUAUCUCAUUCUUUUACAGAUGGAAAUUUUUUUUUGAUGCUGAACCCUCAUUCAUGCUUUUUUGUUUGAUUUUGCUAAUAAACGACUCUUUCUGUGCUGGCAUGAAUUCAAGAAAUGGCAACUUGUGUGGAAAUACUGAAAAUGUCUUAAUGAAGACCCUAAUGAAGCAUGUUUUGAGAACAUUUGGGUUUGGCUGGUUUACCAUAAUUGUAAAUAACUGUCAUGAUUGUUUCUGCAUUGGUAAUCCGAUCUCAUGUCACAAUGUCACCCUUCCCCUUUGGGAGAUUAACCCAUAAUCACUUAAGUUCUUAAUACCAUACUUGUCAUUGCCAGUAUGACUGUCACUAUGGUAUUGUUUGAUAUCUUGAAGACUUACAGAAUACUUGUGAAUUUGCAGCACUAAAGUUUGUUUGGGGUUGAAGUGUCUAGUGUCACAAGACACUCAACAGUUGAUGAUGUUGAUAAUGCGACUUUUGCCUUGCGGCUGUGGUGUAAACACAGGCAAUUUCCUUCCAUUUCAGACAAGCUGCCAUGAAACUAGAAAACGAAAAGAAACAGAGUUAGAAAUGCUUACAGGAACUAUAGAGGGAUGGGAAGAAGAGGUAAAGUGAUAUUGAGGAGAAAACUCAAGAUAAAAUAGAGAUAUUUUAUCUCCCUGUUUGACAAACAUUCAUUUACAUCAAUGAGAAAAUUGCUCUUGUAUGUAAUGUAAUAUAUCAAUUUAACUUAAUUUGUGUGAGGUAUGGUUUUUCUUGAUGUUCAUGUUUAUACCACCAAACCUUCCAUUCUAUCUUAUUCAUGUUCAAUACAUGUAUAAAAUAAGUUCAAACUCUGUGCAUGUGUAAGUGUGUCUUGUGAACCCUUUUGACCAAGAUCUGUCAUAACUUUUGUUGAUUAGGUAUCAUAACUUUAACUGUAAGGCUUUAAUUUUGAGUUUUAUUCUGGAGCUCCAGUGAAACUGAAAUGUUUAAUAACAAGGGACAUACAUACCAUGCAUGUCAGAGUUCCUCAGUAUUGAAGAGAGGUUAACAUUUCUCUUCAAAUUUUCUGCAGUUUUAUUAGUCUUCUAAGCAUAAUUACUUUCAGAGUACUUUUUAUGAUUCCAAAAUGCUCAGAUUGUAAACAAAUUCAUACUCGUUCCUCACUGCCAUACAACUGCUCUGUUACUCAAUAAAGAAAUCAUUCAUUUACUUAUUUCACAAGAGAAUUUUAUUACCUGAUUAUUAAAACUGUGCUGUUUGAUGGAUUUAAUACAGCAGUGUUAAUUCAUUGUCUAAGUUAUGUACUUACUCCAUGCCUGGUUAAACCGAUUGGAACCCACAUCAAAAUUAUCUUGAUAAAACCAUGAUAUUAACUAAUUAACAUUUUAUUAAUUAACAUAAAUGUUUUUCAGGACAUAAGCAAACAGGGCGACCUCAUUUUGAUGUCACAGUUUUUGAUACAUGGAGAAAAUGGGGUAAGGAACAAUAAAUUAAAGUUUCUGUUAUACUGCAAGUUCAUCUGAAAGCCCAAAGGAUGAUUAAUGGAAGUCUAAUUAUUUCCUAACCUGGAUGACAUUUGGAUCAUAUACAACACAAUUUAUAUUAUUGUUUUAGUGUUACUGGGCAACAGAAUUGUCUGGUUAAGGAAUUGCCAGAUGAUAAGAAUUUAGAGGACUGUCAUAUUAGUGUGUGGUUUGUCCUCACCAAAGAAGUUAUACUUUAGCUUCAUGCAAAUGUAUAUAUUAAUUUAACUAAUUCCCUCAGUUAUAGCACUACUAUUUUUAAAUGGGCUCUUUCUAUUCUUGUUGUCAUGUAUUUACAAGUCAUUUCAAUUUUUUUUCCUUUUUUUAAGAUGUUAUUUUCAUUCUGAGUAGCCCAUAGUCACAUUUUAGAACACUCUGGUCACUAUAAAUUGAUAAUAAAAUUCAAGCUUAAACAAUAUUGAAAAUUUACACUCAUUUUGAAUUUGAAUGUUACAUGUUAAAGGUGUAUAUGUAAUCUAAUGAGGGUAGUUCACUUGAAAGACAAUCAUCUACAGGAUAUAAAUCCAUUUGCCAUAUGUGCCAGACCUGUCCGCAAGUUUACAUAGUAGACCUAUACAUCUAACCUUUUAACAUCUCUUCUGAAGGUGCCUGCAUUUGUAGCAUUCCUCCAUAUUGUUUCAAUACAUGUUGAAGUCAACAAUUUAUUCAUUCUUUGUCACCAAUUUCCUGUCUUCUCAAUAACGGUGGUUUUCAAUUUCAAGCAUAUUGAAUUAAAAAUAAUGUAGCUUCCACUUUUAAUUAUGUUUUGGGGAUAUUUCAUGAAAACUCUUACGAAAAAAGGUUUAUUACAAAAUAUCAGGCUGAGUAAGUAAUUCAUUAUGUUUUUAUUACAAUGAGUAAACCUUGGGUAUCUGCUGGUUGCAAGCAUUAGUGACAGCCGAGAAAUGCUUGUUAUGUUAAAAAGAUCGCUUAGGGUUACUUGAUAUGAGAUAGCUUUUCCAGUGUUUUCUUUGAGACCUUACCUUUCAGCAUGUUGUUUGGGAUGAUAAAUUCACUUAUCAAUAUUAACCUUGCAAUAUCAACAACAGGACCUCACAUAUUUUGCUCAUUGAUGUGUUACACAGGAGGUUAGAGAGAGAUCCUUUCUGCUGUUCCCAAACUGUAUGAUUAUCCUAUCAGUAAAUGCCAAUGCAUGUGGCUAUAAAUUUGAGGUGAGUUUUUUUUUUCCUCGUUGUAGGAAAAAGCUAAUUUUUAUUCACUUGCCUUUGUGCUUGUGUUAUUCUCAAGCAGAAUAGUGAUAGUUCUCGUUACUAAUCCCUUUAAUUUCUUUUGAUGUCAAAUUUUUUAGCAGCACAUUUAUUUUUAAUCAUAGCACCUAAUCAGUUUGAUUGAUGUAUCUUAAUCCUUAUCACCUGUUAUCUUUUCCUUUAUUAACCUUUCACACCCUAUCAUCAGCAUGCAUAUUCUCCAUACAGAGUCCAUACGGCUGUCCAUACAUUUCCUUAGGUGCUGACAACGAGAAUUUCUUUAACAACCAGACCUUGUUUAACUGAUUAUCAUAUCCUUUAUUCUUGUGACCUUAAUGUGGAAUUUAGGGGUGAUAUUGUAAGGAGAAAUUAGAUGCUUGGUACUCUUAGGGAUCAAAAGUUAAUAUUGCACUAACUAAAAAUAAUUUUUUUUUUUUUCAGAAAAAGUAUGGCCUAUCAGACCUAACCAUACGUUCACUAGAAGAUUCAGAAGGCAUUCUGAAUGCUUUUGAGAUAAAAGGCAAGUGUAAUCUCUGAGGUAGAAUUAAACUGAAUAGAUUAGUCUCUUAGACCAGAAUCUUGAAGUUAUAUUGUUGUAGCUAUGGCAUCCACCACUGAUUUUUGGACACCAGAGUUUGUUUGUUUUGGGUUGUUCUCUGUGAUAUUUAAGAAGGCAUUCUGAAUGCUUUUGAGAUAAAAGGCAAGUGUAAUCUCUGAGAUAGAAUUAAACUGAAUAGAUUAGUCUCUUAGACCAGAAUCUUGAAAUUAUAUUGUUGUGGCCAUGGCAUCCAUCACUGAUUUCACUGAUUUUUGUACACCAGACUUUGUUUGGUUUGGGUUGUUCUUUGUGAUAUCAGAGUAAUAAAGCUCUUGGGCUGCUUAGUGCAGUCAUUGCUGCCACAAAUUGAAUUUAUAGGGCUCUUAUUCAACCAUUCUUCUGUCAGGAUAAUGGUGUUGAGACCACAAUUAAAUUUAUUUUAGUUGGUGGAAAACACAGCUUUAAAGGAAGACUGAAUGCUGCCUGUGUGUGUGUGUGUGACAUUUUGUAUUUAAUUGGUGGUAAAAUUCUGAAAUUAUCUGAUGAAUUUUACAAAUGAGUAAGGGAGUAUAGAAAACCCAUUGAAGUGGCCUCCAUCACAGAGCUAAAAAUUAUGAGAGGUAAUAGUAUUGACACACCUUUGUUGUUGACCUUAUAGUCAAUGGAGAUGUCAUGAAGCUUUCUACAAACCAUCCUCAUGAGAAGAAUGCCUGGCUGGAUGCAUUUCAACCGCCAGGGCAAAGUUCAAGGAUUCGGCAACACUCAGAGAAAGGCAGUGUGACUUCACCAUCCCCAUGGGUGGAGAGAAAUCCAGGGUCACUGUCAGAAAGGACUUAUUCAAAGUCGAGCCCUCCUCGAAGUGACUCUAUUGGAUCACCACCAAAUUCAGCCACACCCAAGGGUUCUAUUAGCACCUCUGGUGUACACUCACAGGUAACAAUUAAUGAUCCCUGCAGAAGUUUCAAGAAAAUUUGGUUCAAAUGGGUAUUGAAGAAUAGCUCAUAGGUAGUUUUGAAGGUGGGAGGGCCUCCUUCUCCAAUGGAGGUGUAGGUCCUUCAGAGAGAUUUUGGUUGAGACUCUGAAUUUCCUUUUCCUGCAUUUUUCAGUCUAUUACAAUUUAUGUUGCUUUUUUUAAGUGUUCUACCUUAUUUUAAGCACAAUAUGUAAAGGAAAUGUGCAAACCUGUAGAGCAAUCCUUUUACCUUUUGAAUUUUCAAGAAUUCCAAGCAAUUUUAGAUGGUACCAAGUGGUACUACAGAGAGUGAAUUUUACCAGUUACUGUCUGCAAAGGAGAAUGCUUAAUGCUGAACAGUAGACUUGGUGUUCAGCUUCAGUAUCUACAGACUUAGCAUAAUUCCAAUUUUUUGAAAUAUACUGAAUUAAACCCUUUUCAGUUGAUUAAGAAACAGAUCUGUUUUCCAAAUGGGAGUUAACAUUGUUUUGAUUCAAGCUCAGUUUAUAAUAUGGAAGUUUUUGAAAGAUAAAGUAAAUCAUGUGUUCUGUUUGGCCACUGAAAAGAAGGAAAAACUACCUUUAAAUAGCUCUCUGACCUCUGAGAAACCUUUUUUCAACUCUAUGAAUGAUAUUACAGCAAUGAUAUGUCCUGAAGUGUAGUUCCUUAAAAGUAAAAACUUUAGGUAAUGUUCAGCUUUCUUCAUCUCAACACUGUCUAUAAUGCUUAUUUUUUGUGCUUAUUUAUAUGAAGUCUUCUAGUGAUGGUUCCAAGUUCCGUUCUGUAUCAACGUCACAUUCGGUAGCUACUGACUUGACUGCAUUCAGCUCAGCCCCUCACAGUCCAAACAGAAAAGGACGCUGGGAUUUCACCAGGCUUAGACCCACUCCACCCCUGAGACCAGCAUAUGCACUGAUCGCUAAGGAGGUAAUAUACUGAAACAAAAAAUGUUAUAACUUAGUAAAAAGUCAGUAAUUGUUACAUCAACCUUUUCAGGCUUCACCAUUAUUUUAACUUGUGCCUUGCAGAUACCAGUUGGGGGCCAUUACCAAUUGAGCCUAAAAGGCAAAUUUCUUUCUUUCUUGUACAGGAAUUUGUGAACAACUUGUUAGGAAGUAAAUUCUAAUUUUUUUUUUUUAAGGAUACAUCUACAACACAUCGAUCUAUGAGGGGCCUGCUUUAUCCAUCAAGAAAGAAACAGGGUAAGUCAGAGAAUUGGAUAGAAUGUUCAGCUCACCUCAGACACUUGCAUCAUGACUGGUUAUCUACUUUCAACUUCACUGCCCAGUUGUUCAAAUGUGGAUGUGUGCCAAUCUAGGGUUAAAUUUUUAUCUCGGUUUCUCUACUCCUUUGUUCAAAAGCCUUUUACAGAUAAUUUUCUCUUUUACUUUUAGAGCUUCCAAUUAUCAAAUUGUAGACAAAGAGAAUUGUACUCAAUUUUCUUUCAAAGCCAUCAAAUUGGAAAUCAGAUUUCACAUUUAAAUUAACCCAGCUUUGAACAACCUAGCCCACAAGUCUUCUAGCUGUAUUUAACCCUUUAACUCCCAGAUGAAAUUUGUAAUUCUCCUCACUGUUAACCAUACAAAUCUUUUAAUGAUAGUUCAGAGAAUUUAGUAUUGGAUCAACUAAUUAUCCCCAAAAUUGAUAUUUUUCUUUAUUCUCAUCAUUUAUCUGGUUGAUAUUUUAUUAAUAUAGUAAGAAGAAAUUCUGUCUUGGUCACUUAAGGGAGUUAAAGGGUUAAAAUAACAUUUAUAUCCUUUAAAUUCCAUUUUAAAGAACGGUUUAAUUAAUCUAAGGCAAAAGAUUAACAUCUUGUAAACCAAGGCAAACCAUAUGCUUUACCAUUUGAAUCCAUUUGCACCCAUAGUAGAAAUCGCUCCACCACGUCUUUUAUGUAGUUGUAGGGGUGCCAAAUUACUGGAGCUUGAAGGAGUAUUAUUACUAUUUAGUGGGCAGCAAUCACUCUAUGAUAAACGAGCUUGGAUUACAUUAACAGCAGAAAUGUAUUUGAUUCUCAUAAUGAAUGAAAUUGUAGAUCAACUGCCACAGUUUAUUAAUAACGAUAUUAAAAUUUUAUGAAAGUAUUUUUAGGGGUUGAAACAUAACUCACACUAACAGUCUCCUUAAAACUCAGUCAUAGGGUGUGCUUAACAUCCCUGAUAUAGUUGGUUUUCAUCCCUAGAAAUGCAUGUUUCACAGACAGUGAAGAUUUAUAAUCAAAGUUAAUAUAGGAGGCUUGUUUUUAAUCAGAAAAGAGACACUUACUGUGCAAGUUUCAACCCCAUAAAUCAAACUGAUGUUGAUCAAAUGAAAACAUAACAUGUAAAAUACUUAAAAGUCAGAAAAUUUGAAUUUUUUUUUUAAUUUGAAAGGUUAUGUUAUUUUGUGAACAACACAGGCGUACUUGGAGAAAAAGAACUCCUAGUGUUCCCUAUGAGAGUCAAACCUACAACCUCUUAGCGUUAGGAGCACUUGCAGCAGUUCUUUUCCUCUGUUGUGAGUAUGUCUGUGUCAUUUAAUGAAGAACAUCAUCUUUUACUAAAUAACCACACCUGAAAUUAAUCAUCUUCAACUUUUAAAUUUAUGGAUUUAUUUUGUGAAGUAUACAAACUUAUUAAACUUCUGAACUAACAUCAGAAACCUAUCUCCUCCCCUUCAACCAGUUUCCAUCUCAAGGCCAAGUUUCAAAGGUGAUGAAUAACUUCUCUUGUAGGUUGUCUUACGCUUAAUCCUCUUACAUCUUUCAAAUCUUGCACUUCGGACUGUAAGUAACUUUUUGCUAAAAAUAAAUUUCUCAAAUUGUCCCUGCUUAAUUAAAGUUUUAAUGCUUCCAGCCUUUUAAUACUAUCGGAUGCUCUUAACUUGUAUGUAUCUCAAAUUAGUAGCUUCAAAACCUCCUUGCAAAAUAAAUGAAAAUACGAUUAAAAGAGAGCUCAUCCUUUUUUUUACUUUUUUUGUUCCAGUUGUCAACUUCAGUUUUCUAUUAACCCUUUUCUCCUCAGUGACAAUAUUUCAUGCAAAGAUGUUCAGCAUAGCCACAAAAAAAAUUCAAAUAAUUUAUUCAGGGUGUCAAUGGGUCUUUAAAUUAGAUUUGAGAGGUGGCUUUUUUGGUAACCCUUUGAUGCUAAGAGUGAUUAGCAUGUAAUUUCUCCACACAAUAUCACCCCUGAAUCACACAUUAAGGUUACAGGAGCAAAUAAAAUUAUGAAAAAGUUGGAACAGUUGUUCCUGAGAAAGUGUUUCACCCUCAGGGUUUCUCUGAGUGGGAAAAGGAACUUUGCCUUUGUGUUUGCUCUUUGGGUAGAGUUUAGGAAUCCUCCUCAGUUAACGAAUGCAGUUGUGUUACUGGGUCUUUAAAAUUUGACUGUGGAAAUUCAGUUACUUUAUAAUUAUACUCUGUUGCCAUCAAUUGUGUUUCAAAUCACCUAUUAAAGAAUUGUUUGAUAUUGUGCAAAGUUGGUGCGCAAGCUUUAAUUCAAUUUUGCUAAUGUUCUAUUAAAAAAACAAAAUAAGUUGUGUCUUCUAAACAGUACUGAUUGUAACUGAAAAUGAGAUAAACUGAUGCUGAAACAAUGUAGAAUUGAGUAAUGGUACAAGCAGUGUUUAAUCUGUUGUCAUGCAUAUCCAACUGACAUAAUUAAAUUUUAUUAUACUGCAAUUUUGUAGUUACCGUUUUUCUUUUACCUUUAAAGGCCGGUCAAAGAGUGAACUUGAUGAUGAAAGAACCAACAGUACCUCAGGUAAGCCUUAAUCUGUUUGAAGUUAGUUACACUGCUCAUUUAUUUGAGUUUACAUGACUGUCGUGUUACCAUUAUCAUAAGGAUAUUACUGUAAUGGUAGGUAGCAUAAGAAGAUCUUCACAAAUAAAUGAUCUGAGGUCAGGGCUAAUAGUUGAUUGUGUAGUGUGAUCAUGUGGGUGCGAGUAAUCCAGAAAAUGAGUUGUUGUCAGGAGCUGUGAGUGAUGUUUUAACGAAAUCUAAGGGAAGUUACUACUGAUGUAGACUUCAGCUCAAGUUGGCAUAAAUUAGUCAGCUCCUGACAACAGUCAGCUCCUGAUAACAGUCAGCUCCUGAUAACAGUCAGCUCCUGACAACAGUCAGCUCCUGACAACAGUCCUUUUCAGGGUUCCUCUCAGCAGAAAAAUCAGACCACAAGAUUAAGCGAAAUCUCUAAUUUUUUAGACCAAUUAUUUAAAUUAAAACUAGAAAUCAAGUCAUAAACAGGCAGAGGGCAUCAAGGGUGAGAAAAAUUAUUAGAAAAAGAUAUCAGCCAAUUUUGAAUGGAAUUUUGUAUGUGCUUGUAAUUUGAAUCACAAGACGUUUCAUGGUUGCUACCUGUAUCUAAAGAACAAGGGAGCAAAUAAGCUGUUGUCAAACAAAAUUUAGGGUUGCAUUUUUAAUUGGUUUGAUAAUAUCAUCCCUAUUAAAGUAAAGAAAUAUUUUUUAAUGCUCAGGCAAUUAAUGGAUACUAUUUAUGCCAACAAGUGAUAUGGAAUUAUUGAUUUUAAAAAAAGCUGAGUUUAUCGAUCAUGUGUUUUCUCCUCAGGAAAUAGCCGUGUACUAGAGGAAGACAUGCUUAUUCUCCGAGUUGUGGAGUCUUACUGUACAAGUGCAAGAGCACGGCAUACUCUAAACAGUAAGUUUUGCAUGUUAUCGUCAUAACUUGACAUUUAUCACCUCACAAGUUACAUGUCCAGUUUUACAUUUUGAGUAGACUUUAGUGUUUAUCUAUAUUUUCUCAGUGUUAGGACAAAGCAUUUUGAGUUCAGCGAUUUUCCAAGGAAUCAAACAUGAGUGUGGAGUACUAAGCUUUUCCAGGUUCUUUGACUGUUCAGAUAAUUCUUUGAUCUGUAAGGAAGGACUGUUUUGUAUCUUGAAAAUCUUUGAAAUAUGUUCCAUCAUCUGCCUUUGGCUUCUCUGUCACACAUCUAUUAAGCAGUUAAAAUUACUCAUGAUCUAACAUGAACUCAAUUUGUUUUGUUGGAAAUUCCUGCAUCAAUAUUUAAUUGUAGAAAACUAAUAUUAGCUUCUGGCAACCUUGUCAUUUCACAAGUGUGUACUGUACAUCAUAAUGCACAUUUAGAUCUUAAGUAGACUCGUUUUCAUUGGCUAAUUUUCAGUAUCAGGAUCAAGUUAACAGACAGGUCAAACCUGUUUUUACUUCUUAAAUGCCAUGCCUUCAAAACGUUGGCAUUGAUAUUACACCAAAUAAUUGAAUUACUGCGCGUUGUUUCGGAAGGGGAUUGUGAUCAAUGUUUCGCUUAAAGGUAAUGAUGGUCUUCGUGCUGUCAUCAAUAAAUGGGCAGACAGUAGAGAACUACCCGUAAGCAUAUGAAGGGUAUCUGCCAAAUCUUCAAACUGAGUGACUUCAUUAGGUAAAAAGAGUUUCCUGUCAAGCAUAGAAGAAAGAUUCUUUUGCAUGUCAGAUGCAGCACUAGUCGUUUUGAACCUGUUUGGGGGAAAACUUUACUUUCUAAACCUCUAGCCAAGGAGGGUUUGAAGGGACAUUUCAGUGGGAAGAACUGAUAGGUCCCAUAUGUUUUCCCUUAGUUGUGGACUGUUAUAAAUAAGCGAACAUUGUCUUCUAAACAAAGCAUCACAUAUUUCUUAUUUCAUUUGGUAAUUUAAGUUUUUUCGGGUGGUUAGUGCAAAUGCACUGUCUAGCUUAACCACUGAAAUUUGUCUGGAAUUGUCUGCCGUAAAAACAUGAGAGAGUAUAGAUGGUUGCUUUUGCCAAUGCCUGUUAAAGUUUUAGUUGGAUUUGGCUCUCGAUUUCGUCAGCAUGGAUGCAUGAAUCAAAGAGUAUUAAGAUUGGCCUCAUCUAAUAUUGAUUGUGAAGCGACAGCUUCCAAGUGUUCAACGCAAAAUGAUUCAGCUUUUAUUGCUUUCUAUAGCCUUGCGAUUUCUGUUACCCUAACACUUUUCUAUGAUAGUGUAUGGCACGCAUUUUCUUCAUACUGAUUCAGUAUAAGAAGCAGAUGUGUUACGUUUAUGCCACAGCUUUAACAUUACUUUAUUUUUCUCCUGUAAUCUAGUGCAGAGUUAAUAACAUGAAAUAAUUUUGUGUUGUACCACUCUAGUUUCUCAAACAUAUACACAAGUGUAUUGAAAGUGUGUUGUUUCAUUAAAAGACCUUUGCACAUCAACUUAUGUCCACUGUUGUUGGAAUUCACGUUACAUCACGUUUACAUAUGCACAUUCUCUUAAUUAUAUAUUACUGCUUGGAAUACGGUUCGAUCCUUUGUGAAACUUGCCAUUGGUUUUUUCUGGCACAAAGGCAGACUUUACUACCUGUAACUUCUAGAUGCAUGGUUAAAACUGUGAUUACUUAGAUCAAUGAUUUGACAUUUGUCUUAAAAAUAAAAGUGAAAGAAACUGAAAAUUUUCUCGCGUAAAUAAUACUUUCAAUGUGCUUUUUUUGUGGCUCUUGUGCAUCGUAGGGCAUGUAAUGAAGGUAUAACAAAUGCUAAAUUUUGGAAAGUGAUUUAGUACAAUUUGAAACACAGUGCAUCUUAUUUAUAUUCUUGACCACGUAACAACAAUCAUUCUAAUUGUCAUCGCUUAAGAUUACACCUAACAAGAUUAAAAUAUAUGCACUAAAUAAUAAUAAUAAUAAUAAUAAUGAUAAUAAUAAUAAUAAUAAUGACAGCUGUUUUAUGUGCUUUAUUUAAUGAAGUUCACUUCAUACUAAUUAUGUAGUCCUCAUGUGUACAUCUCUUUUCAGAAUUCAUUGUGUUUGUAAUAUGUUCGUUUGUGUGAUUAAAAACCAUUAAUCUGGUUAGUUCCUAAAGCUUUUAACAGUGUGAUUCUUUCCGAAUGUCAAUGUUUUUAUCCUCUAAGAAAUCAUCGUGCUACUGAUAUGCAAUUACUUGUGUAAUGAACAGCUAUUAAUAUGAUCAGUUCGUCAGGGUCUUAGUUACAUAAGUGUUUGCUAAUUUUAACAUUCAUAAUCAAGCACGUGGCCAUCAAAUGAAAGCUUGAACCAGUAUAUCCCUUUCAUAGCGACUUUGUUGUUGUUGUUUUUUUUUUUGGAAUGAACCUGCUGUUUCAGAUAGCCAAAGAUCCUAUGUAGCUUUUAAACAGCUUUUAUUUCAACUCAGAAAAUUUCACGAUCUAAGUCUUGUUAUACCUUCAUUAUGUGUACCUUAGCAGAGGAUGCAAAUAAGCCCAAACCAAAUGAACUUGCUGGAGGCGUUCCUUAUGACUCUUCUGAAGAAGAUCAUGAUGAAAAUAAUGCUUCAAGUCGGCCAAGAGGUGCCAAGAUCUUGGCCCAUGGAUGCUGCGCAGGACUUGCAAGCAAGAGUAGACUAUAUACUUUUUAGUCCAGAGCCCUCUUAAAGGGUGAAAGGCUGAGACACACUAGGCGACAAAUCGCUGCAACAGGAUAUAUAUGAUUUUAAGGAAUCUCUUUUUCAAGUUUGUAGUUGUGUGCUAAUCAAUGUUGGGACCAAUUGGACCCAGCCACGCCACUACAUCUCCACAGCAAAAUGGCUCCACAUCAAGUUCUUGCAACAUGUCAUGGGGACAGAUUACAUUAACAUUGUGUCUCGUAUGAAUUUUUGUAAAAGAAACUUCAGGGCUUUGACUGAACUUUUUCAUUGUGAUCAAUUGCAUGAAUUAAACUUGGUUUGAAUUUGUGUAACUGAUUUCAGUGACAAAACUUUGAUUCAGAGACAGGAAUUUUCGUGAAAAUCCCCCAUUUUACAUGAGGCGAACUGUGACUGCAAUUUGUUCCCAUAGCACGUUACAGCCACUGGUUGUGAAAGCAAUACACAUAGAGCGGCUUGUUUCAGAGACCUGUUGCUUGUUGCCCAGUAUGUCGCUACCUCUAUUAUCAACACUAAAUUAUUAAUAAUUCGCUUAACAGAAAAAGUCCUUGAAAUAAUUCUUACGUUGUCUAAAUAGUUUUUUAGAAUAUGUAUGCGUAACGGAAAUCCAACAAUAUUCUUAUAGCAUUUAGCUUUAGUACCUUAAAUGUAGCUUUUUCUAAGCUAUAUGUUAGUUAUAUACUAAAAUGUGAUGUAUCUUUGACCAAUUUAAAAGUGUAUGUUUGAGUUAAUGUUAUUGUAUUACCUUUGAAAUCUGUGAAAGUCAAUCUAUUUUUUUUCUUUAUUUAAGCCUUCUGAUUUUGUUUCAUCAUUGGCUUUAUUCUCUGGGCUAAUUAUUCUUACUGAAGCAAAUUUUUGCACUGUGGAGUUAAGUAAUGUCUUAAUUUUGUUCUGGAAUAAUUUCUUUUUUGUGAACUCAGGUUACGAUUGAUUUUGCUUUUUACCUCACAAAAUGCCGAAACUGCAAAGUUAAUUCAUGAGGCAUAACGAGACUGAGGGUCUUUUCCAAUGAUGGCAUUUUGGGUAUACACUUUAUAAUAAUUGCCAACCAACUAUAAUUUCUGUGAUGACGUAAAAACUACUAAUUGAAAGGCAGAUCAGCUUGGCAGAACCUUGUAGCGGCUUCAUUUGGUAAUGGCGGUAGUGAAUCUGUGUGAGUCAUAAGAACCUGUGCAAAAUUUUCAGCACAGUAUUAAGUUGAAGGUUUUCUUAUGCAAAUGUAUCUCAGAUUUCAAACUUUCUAAAUUUUACUUCUCAAAUUUCUCUUCUGGUUGAAUGCUCAAUUUGUUUUACAAUUCUAUCAAUUUUAGAAAAUUAUCUUAUUGUUUUGUUUCAUCUUGGAAACUUGAGAAACAAAAUGAGGUUUUGUGAAACAAAGGGCUGAAAAAAUGCACAAACGUUUAAGAUUGGAACAGGAACAAGAUGUAGAAAAUUAUUGUUUUCAAUCUAAAAGAAUGUCACAGUUUCAAAUUUUCUUCUCAUCAAUUACAAAAGAUGAUUGUAUAAAAUUGCAGUGUUAAAUAUAGUAAUUAUUAUUAUAGGAUUGUAUCAUGAUUUUUAGAAACAAUUCUUUACUUUUUAAUGUGUUCUGAAAGCUGAUCUUUGGUAUAACGAAACUGAAAGUGUGAGUAGGGAAAUACCAAGUAUGUUUCGUUUUUGUAAUUAUUAUUACGUCAUAUUUAUUACAUCCCCUAAUGAAUAUAUUUUAAAUGAGAAUCAAGAGGGAGAAACACAAUGGAGGCAAGGAAAUUCAUACAUGUUGAAGUAACUGAUGUUUGUUCAUUAAAGUUAAUUUUUUUAGACUGUCAAACUGCUCUCCAUACAAGUAGCAUACCCUUUCAUGAUUGAUUUGACUUUCUUGAACGUUUGCUUGAUAUUCUUAUGGUUAUUUUCAUCUACACAUGUCAAUGUUUCUUAAACUUGCUAUAUAUAUAGAUAUAUCUUGAUAGAAUAGAUUCAACAAGAGGAAUACUAUAUUACUACUAUUACAGUGAUACACAAGAAUUUUUGUUCUUUCAGUCGGUGAAUUUUUGUCUUGAGUAUUUGAUAGGCAAUGGAUUUGAAAACCAAAGUGAAUAUAGCUAGACACUUAUGUUGCUGGUUUAAUUUUUUACGAUGAAGGUCACCAUACCACAGUGGUUAUUUUGUGUAACUAACGGUAGAAGGAGUUGCAGGUUGACAGAGUUAUAUGCGCACAUUUAGUUCAAAAUGUUGUGCGUGGAGAAUGGGCUCCUGCAAAAAAGCGAUUCGUUCAGUUUUGAUUGAUAAGCAAAAUAUAAAUUUAGUGAUCAAGAUGUUGAUAUUUGUUAGUUUGUUAAAAUAGUUAUCCUUACCGGUCAGUUAUUUGAUGUGAUUUUAUUUAUUGAACAGUAAUUUAUUAGACCUGUUAAUCGGAAUAUGAAGUGCAAUGUUAAAGCUGUUUGUUUGAUUUUCAGAAAGACAUCCAGAAAAAAAAUUCCAGCACUAUGUACUUAUUACAAAGAAUGAGGCGUCAUAUAAAAGAAAAUAGUAUUCUCAGUUACAAUAAAUUUGCAAACAACUUCAAAUGGAUAUUUUGUUAUGUGUUACCAGUGUUACCAGAAAAAUUCGCAGGUUGCUGGCUCUUACGUGCAAUCGAGAUCAUUCAUGUGAUAUUUUAGUGAGCUUUGAGUAGGUACUGUUCAGUUAAUUUUCUACACAAGGAACUUUUCAUAUGAAUAUAGAACAAUUUUUUUAAUUGAGUGUCGAAGGUGAUCUAAGAUUGCAUUGGGGUUUGCUUUACUUCGAUGUGUGAUUGGUCGAGAAAACUCGCGCUUCUUUCUCAACCAAUCAGAUGCGAAACUUAAACCAGUCACGAUUUGGUCGCCCGCGUUUUGCCGCGCUUUAGUUGAGUUGUUUCUACUUUGAUUUGUCAUUGACUCAAAGGUAUUUCCUUGCUUCUGGUUGGCCGAUGUGAUUGGUUUGGUUUGGGUUAUACGACACUCGAUCGAAAAGCACUUUAUGUACAUGUUGUGGAGUUUAGAGUUUGAAGCUUACUUAAAGCCUCUCACGACUUGAAGAGUUAUUUUUGUAAGUGCACUCACAUUUACGAUUUUUUUGAUUCAGAUGAAUUCGCAAAUUUUUUUUUCAGAUUUUUUCUUGCAACUCCUAUGUUAGGAAAGAUUUUUGGUGUUGUAUGAAAAAUCAUUUACACCUUAUUACAUCAUAACCGUUUAACCCUCAGGAAUAAUGAACUUGUGUCUUCUUCAUUAGCAUUUUACAUCAUCCAGCAAACAGUAUAGGGGAAUAGAUUAACUCAUCAGUUCGACAGGGUCACAGCUAAAUUUACGGAGUUCUGCGCACCCUACACUAAGUUCACAACAUUUGUUGUUUGACAUGUUUUCUCGGUAAAACCAAGCUUAAUCUCUCAGUAGCGUGAAUGUGUUAAUUUGGUAUGUAUGAUGUGUUAGCAAUAAGUGGUAAAUUGUAACCGUCAAUUCUAAAAGAUCAUUCCUUUCCUUUAAAUGAGCUGGUAACAUCAAACGUCUCUGUUGCUUUCAUAAAAAAUAAGAAUUUUUACUAAAUUUAAAUUUUACGUAUUUUGCAUCCUAAUUACAGAAUUCUUGUGUGUCAAGAACUAAUACUAUUGAAUAUUCAAUUUUAGCAUCGGAUAAAUGAAGCAAUAACUACUCCUUAACUCUUGUAAUCAUUUCUGAUUUGAGCUAUAGCUAUAUAAAGCUUUACUACACUCAGUUAAAAUAUGUAUUUGGUUAUUUUAAUAACUCUGACUUGAGGUUUUGAAAAGGAAAUACCAGUGCAAUCCUCUAAGUGUGUUAAUGUUUGUAUAGAGUGUAUGUUUGAAACCUUGACCCGACAUUAACAUCAAUAGAUAAUGAAUAAAAGAAAUUCAAUUUCAAAUCAAAGGAGAAAUGGACUGAGAAACAUAAAAGAAUGACUAGAAUAUAACCUUUUUGAUUGUAAAUCAAUUGUUGCCCUAUUAUUAUAACGUAUAAGUCUAACCUUCAAAAUUGCUCGCCGUCAGCAUGACCAACAACAAUGCAUGAGUAUAGGUGUUCCACCGUUCAUUUCCUAGGUAGUCCAAUCCUUCCAGAACUUCCCGCUCAUCGACCGCCUUCAACAUUCAGUUUAAAAGAAGAUGGGCAGAAAUCAAGAAAAUCAAAGAAAAAGUUUAAUAGGUAAGCUUUGUGAUUAUUUUAAGAAGUAACUUGUAGCCAUGUUGAAAGACGUUGUUUACUUGUAACUUCAUGGAACGUUCGUGUCUUUUUUUCUUCCCAAAAAUGUUUUUCCUACUAAUUUGCUGUUGAAGACGCUGGGUUCCCGCGUGCCUGUCUCUUACUAGGAGAAGCAACCCUUAAGACUUAAGUUGACCCAACCCCCCCCCCUUAACUUUUAUUCAUUGCGUUUUGUCGUUUACAGGGAUGUCGCUGGUGAAUUUAACUGUCUUAGAAGAAGAGUGGAAGAACUUCAGCUCGUAAGUUGAUAUCACUACAUUGAUAAUCUUUUAAGAAAUAACCCACUAAUUUAGAACCACGUACACAAGAAAACUUCCGUCUUUAAAGAAAUGAAAAAAACGUAAGUGAGCACUGGAAAUCAGUGGACAGUUUUUGUCAAAUACUAUUGCUGGACCAUCAUCACAAUACAGUUUAUUCUUAUACCGUAAGUGCAUUAUACACGAAACUAUACUACUUCGCCUUACACCACAAAUAGUCAUUGAAAAUGAGGUAUCUAUGAAAGUCCAUUAUCUUUUUUUCGUGUGUGUGUUAACAAGAUUUCUCAAAUAGUGUUCAGAAAUGUCAAAAUUUUCCAGCAGUAUUAUUUUUAGUCUAAUCACAAACUGUUUCAAGCAUACAACAAAAAGCAAUUAGAUUUUGUUUCGGUUAACCAAAACAAAAUCAAUCAGAACUCAAAGGAUAAAUAGGAAACAUUUGUGAUUGGAUCAAAUUUUCAUGCAGUAGGUUUCCAAUCAGAAUAAAGGAAAAUAUCGUUAGGAGCUAGUCAGAACUCAAAGCACAAAGAGGAAAGUUUUGUGAUUGGGUCCAGUUUUACAUGUAAUUGGUUUCGAGGGUGCCACGAAAUUUGUUGACCAAUCGGAGAGAAAAGUGGAGCUAAACACUUUUGAAAACUUGCUCGAAUUUGUCAACAUUUAGUCUUUUUUUUUUCCAUUCGCAGGAAACUGAGUCCCUUCGCCAGAGUUUGCUCGAAGAGAAAACCGCUCGGAAAAAGAUGGAGAAGUUCAUCCGGUGUUCCCUGAAAGGAGUGAUUCCAGAUGUUAAAUGGGAGGAUAUGGAGAAAAGUUAACACAAAUUUAUCUGUUGUAGUAUUUCAUAACUGCACCAAUUGCUUAAAAAGUUUUUAAAAUAUUAAUUAAAACAUACUCAACACUGCACUAAAUUUUUUUAACUUUCAUCUUUUUAUGGGUAAUGCUUCUUUUAACCAGUAAGUUAAUAUUCUAAAACUGUUAUUUCUGUUCUAGGACGUCAUUCAAACCUGACACCUUGUCUUUGAAAUUCUUAGGAGGUUUAGAAUAGUUCAUAAUUAUAUGGUUCUUGUAUAUUUUUUACAACGUAACAUGACUUUGGUAUUUCUAAAGAAUUUCAAGAGUGAGUUCCCUAUCAUGAACGAUAAGUUUUUAAACAAAGGAAAAAAAAAUUCUCUAUUAGUUUUCUACAGCCCAUGUUUGGUGAAAUUAGUGCUGUUUAUCUUAAUUUGGUGUAAAUAUAGUUUCGUUAUUACUGAGUCGUCUCUAUAUCUGUGUGGUAGUUAGGUUAAAGAGAUAAUAUCUAUAUCUUUAAGCACCAGAUAAUAAUAUAUUACAGAUAUUUCUAAUUCUGUCAUACGGCGCCCUUACAUUGGAUUACCAAUUUAGGAGCAGAUCCCAGACAAACUCACUGGAAUUGAAAUCAACUUAAUUCGUAACGGCCAUUUUGAGUACAUGGUCAGAAUGUACCGUGUCUGGAAACCAGCCCGCAAAUUUGUACCACUACGAAGAAUCUAAACGUUCACUAAGGUCUUUCUUUCAGAGUUCCAAGUGAUUAUUGGGUGGUAUCUCUUCUCCAUACUAUCCUGCCUAACGUAUAUGUCUGCACUUAGUACUAACUGUGAGUUCGUCAAGUUUCUUAAAUGUCUAAUCGAAUGCAAGGGUGCUGUUGCGAUGUUUGUGCAGCAACGGCAGGAGGUAACUCUUAUCGUUUUAUUCGGUAUGAUAUAUGGCUGUGAAGCUUUGUUCAUUUUACCAUAUUGCGCCUUGCUAGAAAUAACUUCGUCUGUUAGUUGAAUGUAAAAUCCUUAGGCUUUCCUUUGUUUGAGUGACACUAAAUUGGAGGCGAUGUUUUUACCUUUUUAUUCGUGAUGAUAUUUUGUGGUAGUCAAUCUUAUGAUAAAGACCCGUUCUAAAAAAUGUUGCUAGUCAAAAAUAUACCUGAUAGAUAUCUAUAGUGGUUUGUAGUUGACUAAAGUGAUCACAACGGGCUGUCAUAAGAAAGGUUUUCAUCAUGAGCCAAUGAGCAAUCGAAGAAAAAAAAACAGGCAAACUACCAAAAGCACGGGAAAACGUGGACGUCUGAUUGGUUCAUAACAUGGGACGAGUUUUUUUUUCGACCAAUCACACACCGAAGUAUACGAAAACCGAAGCCCUCCCGGAUUACUUUCGACAUUUGAACGUAAAUUACUCGAUGCCUGUUCUUAUAUUUGAACGGAGUCGGCAAAUAUUGGUACGAAUUUGUCCGUCUUUCAACUUUGCAGACCGCGAAUCGGAUUUCUAUUUCUGAAGAUUUUCUUCCGCCUUUUUUUUCCACCUCGACAAGUUCUUCUUCCAAAAAUUUCCCGAAGUGUACCCAUCUUAAAGGUUUUUACUGUUCAUUUCUCAGAAAUUUGAAAUUGUUUUUUACGGUGAGGAUUGCUGAGCGUUACGUUACAUAAUCCAUCAUUUUUAUCGUGUAGACCCUUGUUGACAAAUAUUCUCGACCAAUGAGCGCGCGAGAAUUUCUACAGUUAUUAUAAAAAUGUAUGUAAGUCUUGGGUAAACAAUGCAAACAUCUCGGCAAACUGGUGUCAAGUUGACACAAAGAAUGUGAAAAAUUUGACAUCAGCCAUUCCUAAAUCGUCUUAUAAAAUUACCUUAGGAUUUAUUGACUUUCAACACUUUUUUCGAGGAUAAAACAAAAGGCAACUAUCUGUAUUUUUACUCUCAAAUUACAACGUUUUUGAGAACGGGAGUAAAUAUAGAUAUAUUCACCUCGUUCCCUAUUCAUUUCUGUGGAUUGUUAGGCAAGAAAAUUCCCGUCUUAAAGUAACGUCAUAAAAACAGAAGUCUUCUAUUGAGUGUCACCAAACUAAAGCCAAAGUAAACGGAGGGAAUACCAUAAGGAGCCAAUGAGAGGUCAAAUUGAAAAUGAGCUAACUGCUUAAAGCGCGGGAAAACGCGAGUGAUCAACCCGCGAUUGGUUUCAGUUUAGCUCUGAUUGGUCGAGGGGUUAAGUGCUAGUUUUCUUGACCAAUCCCAGACCGUUGUGAAGCAGAGCCAAAGCAAUUCGGGAUUAUACUUUCGACACUCAAAAUUUAUGUUACACACGUUAAGGAUAAAGAGGAUUUUUUUAUUGAGCGAUCGUUUUACCACGGAUACCCGAAUUUUUCAAAGAUUCAAUUGAUUAAAGGUUAAGAUAUCAUUUUGACUUGAUGAUGAGAAGUAAAAAAGAAGGGGGAUACAUGUGCCAUACUUCUUCGACGAACUUGGCCCUGUUUAAAAAGCGUUUGAGUUUUCAUCGUACUUUAAUUUAUUUCAUAAGUUUUAUAAACUUUUUCUAAUUUAAAUAUGGAUUUACAAAGAAACUUCGCCUCAGUAAAAGGCAUCACUGACUUUGUUUACGUUAUGAGAUAAUAUAUCAAUCUCUUUAUACCUGGAAAAUAUUUUAAAUGCUAUCAUGAUCAGAGUCUUGUUUGUCUCUUUAUAUAAGCUUAGGAAGAGGGUGAAACUCGGCGUCCCUUAUAACUAAUUGUUUAUCAUGUAAGAUUGUUUGUAAAGCUUAGGUAAUGAUCAUUACAAUUACUUUGUAUUGAUAUCUAACUGGAAAAUACACUUUUUCUUGAGUUAACUGUCAUUUUAUUUCUAUUAAUAGUUAUUAAUUGUGUUGUAGUUUUUGCGCCUUUUCUAUUCUUGUUUUACUUUUAAACUUCUGUGUAUUGUCUCCAAUGCGUUAUGGUUGGUUUGUAAAAGUCAUUUAACAAGAGAUUUAAGGAACGUUUUUGAAUUACUCUUCAUGGUCUGCAUCACGCUCCUUCAAAUUGUCAGCACCUGUUGUGAACUCCUUUGCAUUCUAACUCUCUGUACUGUUCUCUAUACAUUUCCUAAGGUUCUGACAAGGAGAAUUUCUUUAACAAUCAAGGGCUUCUUUAGUUGGCGAUCACUUCCUAUAUUCUCAUGACCUUGAUUUGUGAUCAAAGGGUUUUGAUUUCCUUACAAUAUCAAUACAAUAUCAAGCAGGGGUGACGAGAAUGAGAAGGAUAAAUUAGAUUUUAGUGAUCCAAUACCUUUCUGAUCAUAAAAGAAUUAUGGCAGAUAGUAAGGAGAAAAAGGAUCUUUAACGUAAUAGUGGUAUGGAAUGAUGUUGCACUCUUAAAUGUUGUGUUGUUAUUUAACUGACCUGUAAAUUAAGGUGUACUUGAUACGUUUAUUUUUUCGCAUGCACUAGCGGCAGUUAUUCUAAACUUGUCUGUGUCUGUGUAUUUUACUAUCUUCAGCAGAUUCACCCAAGACCUCCUUCUUGGCCAAAUUGAAAGGCAAGAAAAACUAAAUUUAACUUUAAAAGAAAAGCCUUGGAAGUUUGCAGGGAAAAGCUGCACUAUUCGUAAAUUGGUAGAUCCUGUAUUGCGUCAAAGUAGCGCGGAUUGUUUUGUUAAAUGUUUUAUAUAUUUUCAUACUUUUACUCCACUUAACUUCGAGGUAGAUCAAGGCCUUAUGGUUCAGAAGUCUGUAUACAAAUUUUACAGCCACAAUAGGGUUUUAAAAAGGAAUGAAGACUUGUAGCGGGUGUCAGUAUUAAUGAUGUUACCUCAAUUAGAAAGAUUCCCACUAAGUAGCAGUAUUUGAAGAGAGAGAAAAGUCGAGGGAAGAGUGAUUUGAUUUGAGUUUUGCGCAACUGGCUUACAAAGCCUUAUUCAGACCCACCCAAGUCUUGUUAGAGUAAGACGAAAAUCUAGGAGAUGACAGCAUAUCAUCUUGCACUAAGUAUGUCACAAAUACCUAGCUUAUAAUUUAAACUUGAGUCUUAAAGUUUGUUUGUUCUUAGUUAGGAAUA
This is a messenger RNA of Pocillopora meandrina, 32349 nucleotides long. NCBI's taxonomy places the organism in Eukaryota, Metazoa, Cnidaria, Anthozoa, Scleractinia, Pocilloporidae. The record is from the annotation of a GenBank genome assembly.